AUGAGCACCAGUGUGAAGUUAGGUUAUGAUCCUACUGGUAAAAGUGUUGAUCAGACAUUGUACAGAAGUAUGAUAUGUAGUUUACUUUAUCUCACUGCUAGUAGACCCGACAUAGCAUUUAGUGUAGGGGUUUGUGCACGUUUUCAGGCUGAUCCCAAGGAACUCCACCUGAGUGCCGUGCGGCAUAUCGUUAGAUAUGUAAAUGGUACAGUUGAUUAUGAGAUCCUGUACUCUCAGGAUUCUACUCUUGAUCUUGCUGGCUAUUUCGAUGUUGAUUGGGCUGAAAAUGCUGAUGAUAGAAAAAAUACUUUUGGAUGA
Molecule: messenger RNA, 318 nt
Organism: Fraxinus pennsylvanica
Lineage: Eukaryota; Viridiplantae; Streptophyta; Magnoliopsida; Lamiales; Oleaceae
Source: the annotation of a GenBank genome assembly